UUACAGUUUAGCUUCACCUAACUGUCUCUCCGCGGUUUGACGCGUCGUUAAAAUUUACUCGUUUGUUUGAAAGCUUUGUUGUGUGAAUAAUACUUAACUCGCUUCAACCGGGAGUUACAUUCGAUUUACAAAAAAAAAAAAUGACGCUUCCGUACUCGCACAGCUACAGAACGUUUAGUGUUGCCUCCGAACCGGGAACGGGGGCCACUGUGGUCCCAGUGUCUUCAGUCCAGUAUGUUAAUGGUGCUGUGGAGGGGAAUGUGGCAUACGGGGGCGUGCGUUAUUUAAUGCCAGUUCAACGAGCAGAAUCGUACGUGCUGGUCAACCAGUCUCCGCAAGUCAUUUCACCUGUUUACCUGCAAAACGUACAAAACGUACAAAGCCUACAGCGCGUCAGUGUAAGCAGCUUGGACGAGACGGACAUUUCACGCCAACAAGUUGUGAACAUACAGAAUGGGGGGAGUUCUACUGUCUUCAGCCAGAUUUCCAGUCCAGCCAAGAGCCCUGAACCACCAGCUCAGGAGGUUGUCCAGAGCGAGGUUGUGGAGAAAAGCACCACCAACGUGGUGGAGACCGUGAUGGAGACGGACGUGUCACAGAAGGUGAAGCUGCCUGACUUCGAGAUGCCGAAAGUGGAACAAACGGUGAAACUGGACACGCGGUUUUUCGGAGAGCUGCUUGCCGAGGUGUACCGCAAGAAUUCCGACAUCUACUCCUGCAUUUCCGAACACGUGGCGAAGAUCCGUGGACGGAAGCACCUUUUGGACUCAUCCAAUGACUACAAGAUGGAGAGAGAAGAGGUGGAAGCUCUCAUCCCUAAAGGUGUGUCUGAGUUGACCAAGCAGCAGAUUCGCUACCUGUUACAGACGCGUCUGACCGCUGAUAAGACCAUGCGUCUGCUGCUGACCACCUUCAGCAGUCUGAGGGAGGAGCUGAUACACCUGCAGGACGAUCUGAGGCGUCUGGAGACUGAGAAGGAGGAGCUGGAGAAAGACCUGAGCUUUAAGGCCGACCAGGCCCAGCAGUACGACCGGCUACUGGAGGCAGUGCGGGAGAACAACCGUCAGCUACAGGCCUCUCUGAAAGAGAGCGUCUCUGCUCAGCGUGUGUUGGAGACCCAGGUGCUGGGCAGUCGUAGCUCUGACUCCAGUAGAGAGUUUCGCAUUAAAGAGCUGGAGGGCAGUCUGAAGGCUCUGCAACAGGAGAACGACAUGCUACGCCAGAGGAUGGCAGGUCAGGGCAGUAGUAACAGUGCCGCUCUGCAGCUGAAGACAGAGGAGCUGUCACGGCACUAUAACCAGAUGAUCACCUCCCUCCGUGAGGAGAAAGAGAAAGAACUGCAGACCCUGCGGUCCCAGCUCAUUAAGGUUCAGACGGAGUACAGUACGGAGAGGUCCAGUGACAAGAGUCUGCAGCUGAGAAUCACAGAGCUCCUCAGCUCUCUGGAACAGAGAGAAUCUGUCAUCAAACGGCAGGAAGAGGAGAUCAGACGACUAAGGCAGGAGAAAAUUGACAGCUCUAACUCCAGCUCCAAGAAUGUCACCCAGACUGUCGUCACCAGAUAUGUGAAUCAGUACCCGAUCCUGGGUUUGCUGAGCGAUGAUUACCAGGCCACAUCUCCGGUCAGAGAGACCAAGACUGUGGUGAUUAAGAAGACAGAGGAGACCAGUCAAAAACUGUAAAAAUCCCACAUGACUCCAGCCUGCCACAGCAAGGUAAGUAUUUACAUAAACGCUCUCAAUCUCAAGGACUGACAAGUGAUUGACCUGUCACUUUAUCAAACUUUUUAUUCCGUUAAUAAUCUCAAAAACCUGUUCGUAAAUCUUGUCAGGUUAAUUAUAAUCCUAAAUUUGCUAAUUUGAACCAAAAUCCAGCGUUUGCUAAGGUGAAAGCUAAAACGAUUAGCUCAC
Molecule: messenger RNA, 1910 nt
Organism: Chanos chanos (milkfish)
Lineage: Eukaryota; Metazoa; Chordata; Actinopteri; Gonorynchiformes; Chanidae
Gene: pof1b
Product: POF1B actin binding protein
Exons: 12
Coding region: 141-1682 (513 amino acids)
Biological process (GO): actin filament organization; bicellular tight junction assembly; epithelial cell morphogenesis
Cellular component (GO): actin filament; adherens junction; bicellular tight junction
Molecular function (GO): actin filament binding
Source: RefSeq, a predicted model, not a curated record